AUGCAGUCGAACUCGCCAUUCCAGCGCCAUCGCCCUCGCCCAGUCGCCCUCGCUCUUCUACUCUGUGACUCUGUCAAACAGCUUAUUAGGGGUGGAGGAAUUCAUCGGUUUAAACUUCAUUUGGCUGGAAAAGGAGGAGAUAUUGAGUCUUGUCGAAAGGUGCCAGCUGCAGUGAGACACCAAUUCCAUGAAAGUAUUGAAGAGCUUCGAAGCAAGAAAAGAAAAACUCAAGAACAAUAUGCCGAAAGUUAUAAUGCUUGUGAUGAUGUUGAAAGAGAAUUUGACGAGAUCGAACGUAAUGAGAUGCAACAACAACAAAAAUCCAGGGUUCCAACACCUAUCUCUAGAAAAGGAAAACAAGUCAAAGGUUUACAAUCCUAUUUUCCAUCGGCAACAACACCCGGAGCUCAACCAACUAUCAAAAACGUUCUUCAAAGCAAAGAAAUUAUGGAGAAGUGUGAUAUUGCUAUUGCGAAAUGGAUGGUGGAUGCCUCUGUUCCAUUUAAUGCGAUUAAUUCAGCUUACUAUCAGCCAAUGAUUGAUGCUAUUGCAAGCAUGGGUGCAGGGUAUAAAAGGCCAAGUUAUCCAAGAGUCCGUGGGUAUUUGUUGAGUAAAUUAGUUGAGGAUGUGAGGAAAAUGAUUGAUGGUUAUCGUGAGAUUUGGAAGCAAACUGGAUGCACUAUUAUGGCCGAUGGAUGGACUGAUCGUUGUAGGCGUACUUUGAUUAAUUUUUUAGUUUAUUGUCCUAAAGGAACUAUUUUUCUAAAGUCAGUUGAUGCUUCUAAUAUCUCAAAAACUGCUGAAAAUUUGUUUAAGUUGUUUAGGGAUGUUGUAUUGUUUGUUGGUCCUGAGAAUGUUGUGCAUAUUGUAACGGACAAUGCUGCAAACUAUGUUGCUGCGGGAAGAUUGUUGGAGGCUGAGUUUCCUAAAUUGUAUUAG
Messenger RNA from Arachis duranensis, 939 nucleotides. RefSeq lists its product as uncharacterized. Bases 1 to 939 code for a protein of 312 amino acids. The transcript is spliced from 2 exons. The record is from RefSeq and is a predicted model, not a curated record. Lineage: Eukaryota; Viridiplantae; Streptophyta; Magnoliopsida; Fabales; Fabaceae.